Protopterus annectens (West African lungfish) is the source of this 4850-nucleotide messenger RNA. It is a transcript of the gene SNX24, whose product is annotated as sorting nexin 24. The coding region runs from base 200 to 805 and encodes 201 amino acids. Gene Ontology annotation, molecular function: phosphatidylinositol phosphate binding. NCBI's taxonomy places the organism in Eukaryota, Metazoa, Chordata, Ceratodontiformes, Protopteridae. The record is from RefSeq and is a predicted model, not a curated record. The transcript has 8 exons.
UAGGAUUAGUCAUGUGAUGUUCUAUUCACGUGAUUCUUGGCUGUAGAUGGCUUUUGCGUCCUAGAGAUCUCUUAGUUAGGGGUUAUUUACAUGUGGGAUUGCAAACUUUCUCUAACGCUAUCGUGCUGGAUAUAGCAAUUUGUGUGCUUGUAUUCUAACUGGAGACUGACAGAUCUUUAGUCUUUAUCGAGCCUGUAUAAUGCAUCAUAUGUUUGAUGUGUCCAUCCCGUCUUUCAGACAUGAAGAGAGCGACAUGGAAAGAGGAUUCACGAUUUCAAAAGCAGAAAUGUUGACUCACUUUGCUGUAUGGGACAUGCUUCUUGUUAUGGUAUUUAAAAUCGAGGUGCUAGUAAGCGGAAGGAAACAUGUUAUUGAGAAGAGAUACAGUGAAUUUUACACACUGCAUAAGAAGCUUAAGAAAUUUAUGAAGACACCAGAAAUGCCUUCAAAACAUGUGAGAAACUGGAUUCCCAAAGUUUUAGAACAGAGAAGACAAGGCUUGGAACUUUAUUUGCAGACUGUCAUUAUGGAGAAUGAAGAAUUGCCUAAAGUAUUAAUAGAGUUUUUGAACAUUCGUCAUCUACCUUCCUUGCCUAAAGCAGAAAGUUGCGGCUCUUUUGAUGAAACAGAGUCUGAAGAGUCAAGCAAACUGUCCCAUCAGCCUGUGCUGCUGUUCCUGAGGGAUCCAUAUGUCUUGCCUGCAGCCAACGAUGAUUUCCAAAUGUGGUUACAGAAGGUGUUCUCCAUGGAAUAUAUUAUCCUCAUCUUCAGCCAAGGUAGAGACCAAUGUGCAAGCAAGGCAUGAACGGACGUCAGUGUACAUUAUACAAACCAUUUUCAUAAGCCAGCGGUAGCAAGCCUGGAUGAUGUUACAGCUGCCAUGUAUUGCACAUAUGCUUUGAUAACAUGUACUUUGUAACUGAAAAUGCUGCUGUUUCCAUUUAAAAAAGAAAAAAGAAAGAAAAGGUAAAAGUAAAUUUAAAGUAUGUUCCUGACUGUUUUAUGAAGACCUUGAGAAACCCCCACUUUGCCUCCUUUUGACCAGGAGCUUAUCACAGGGUCUGCAGAAAGUAGUUCACACUUCAUUUUCUUGACUUUCUUGUCUCAUUGACCGUAGUAGCUAUUAACCAGUGUCACUACUUUUCUGCAGAUUUUUUUCAGUAAGAAAAAAGAAUACAAAACAUGCAGGCCACUUUAAUGUCUUUAAAUGUCUGAAUGGAUUUGGAGAGAUGUUAAUGUCCAGUAAAUAAGUAGGUGGUUUGUGGAUGUUUAAGUGAAAAUAUCAGGUUCCUAUUAUUUUGUUGAAGAAUCGGAUCAUCGAACAGCAUUUCGGAUGGCACUUUUUCUAACAUGCUUUUCAUUGAACCAUUCUGACUGAGAUCGCAUCACAUUACUGUGGAGAUUUGGAAAUUUGACCUUUCCCCAGUGUAGCACGAUCUUGGAGUUGGUGUAUAUAUAGUUAGUGGUGGGGGAUGCAGCCCGCCAGAGGGAGGUUUGAUGAGAGUAAUUCCUGAUGCAAUACCAUUCGAUGAUCCGAUUCUUCAAUGUAAUAACAUAGACCUCAAAAUAUCCACUGGCAUGUUUUAAAAACUGAAGUAAUUUAUAAUUCCACAUCUGUCUUUUUCUAACCUCUCAUGCUUGUUUAUAUACACAUUACUAACUUUUACCUAAUUAAUUUAAAACUCUCGAUUAAAAUUAAUAUGCUUAAUACUAACUAGUUUUAUAAUGGGGUAAAGUUUGGAACAUGCUUGAAAACUACAUGACUGUAUUAAACAUCAUCAUACCUUAUUUGUGUUUGUACAUUAACAAAGAUGUACUUAAACAGCAAGAUGAGAUAAGCAGCCUGACUAGAUAGACUUCUAUUAAAAUUUUUUGACCAACUACAGGAACUAACACUAGACCGUUUUUGUGAGCUGCAUUUAAGUAAUAUGACACUAUCUUCCAUUAACAAAUAGGUUGUAGUUAUCAUUUUUAGGAAGUAGCAUCUUCAUUUUGUUUUUGUCUGUUUCCACCUAGAGCGAUGUUCAUUUAUAUUCAAGUUCCACUCUAACUGUUGGAAUAGCACCCAGUGGGAACAACAUUUAGUUUAGCAUGUUGUCAGAUGCUUAAGGGUGUGCAUAAAAUAACAUCAUCCAAUAUGGAAACAAUUUUAACUCAACAUUAGACAAGAAGUUGAACAUGUUCAUCUGAUAGCUGUGUGUUUUUUACAGCUAGUACAGUAUACAGGAUUGUAUGAAAUAAAAACUAAGAGUAGUGUUCAUCUUCCUUUACAAUUGGAAGUGGGAAGUUAUAAGAGAAAUACACAAAACCUUUUAAAAUUUACAUAUCAAUACAUAGCAUUAACAGAUUUGCAUAUGCAUUUUGUCCAUCUGAUAACACACUACACAUUCACACACAUACACUCCAGGUACAUGCAUAAUAUGAAGAGUAAAAGCUUAGCAGAAAUAAAAUUAGCAAGUCUUUUAAAUGUACAGAGAUCCCAAGCUGGCAGAAGAUGCAGGAGCAAGUUUACAGUUUGUCAGAAACACAUCAUGCCUCUGCACUCAGUGAUUUAGAAUUACCAUAGUUCUUUUUUUUAAUUCCAGUUAUAAGCAUAUUCUUACAGGAAGAUAGAACCUUGGGUGAAUGUGAUCACCUUUCUUUGUUCUGUGUCUGUACUGCACUUUUGAGAUUUGAGAUACUAUGUGAAGGUUUGCAUUCCAAGUCACAUUAUUACUGUCAUUUAUGCAAGUAAACUUUAGUGGCUGUUAAAAAUAUGCAAAUAAUUGGAUCACCGAGAAGGUCGUGAGACCACUAGUACUUUAUGGAUGUUAUGGUGGGAGGGGUUGUUUAUUUCUGGGAAUAAGCUAAUUUGAAGCACACAGUGGGCAGAUUUAAGAGGCAUCAUGGCAGUAUCUUUCACUUAGAUCUUUUACACAAUAUAGCUUGUGUACAAAAAAUGUAAACAUCUGCAUGUUAAAAUAGAAAUGCUUGUACGUUCAGUUUUUGCAGAAAACAAAUUAUCAGAAGUGGUAGCACAGUUUCCAUAAUGUCAGUAAAUAUCAUCUAGCAGAGUUUCUGUAAUGUCAGUAAAUAUCUGUGUAUCACCUCAUUUUAGUGUCAUUGCACUCGUACAUUUUUAUAAACAUUGUAUGAAUAGAAAUUAGUUAAACUUUAAAAAAUACUGUGUUGGUUAAUUUGAUUUCUUUAAGAAUAUCAGUACAAAGAUAGCAAGUAGUGUGCUACAGUUUAAAUGGUAAACAAAGGUUAUCUCCCCCACCCCAACAAAGUCCAGUUCCAGGACUUAUUGAAGCUCUUUAGCACUCUGCAUGUGGAUUGUAGAAACUGCUUGCUACAGUUUAAAAGGAGUGGAUAACCCACCUCUCAGGACUAGUUCACUUCAGAACUGAAGUAGUUCAGCUCUGUUUGUGGACUGUAGCGGUUACUUGCUAUAGUUUAAUAGUACUGAAGAGAUUGCUCUCAGCACUUCAUUUGGUGCUCCGUGUACUGUUGCUGAUGGCUGCUUGGGGGUAAGUAAUUUUUCUCAAGUCUGAGCAGAGGAUCUUUUUGCUCCUCAGCUUAAAGUUAAAGUGGAGGUGCCAAAUGAAGGGAUGGCACUGGGCACCAGAAUAGCUAGCUUACAACUCUGUGGGCCUUAGGUUCUACUUCAUUUACUGAGAUUUUGAAAUUCUUCCUCAUUGUGAUGUUACCAUUUUUAGGAGGCAUUUGUAUUUUUCAUGGCCUAAUAUUAUACAGCACUGUCCUUUAAGUAUGCAGUUUAUUCUGGUCCUUUUAUUACAUUAUGUUUUGGUACAAGCAACUGCCUUGAUAUGUGCUAAAAGUAAGAUAAACUUUGUACGGGAGAAUUUUAAACAUACCACGAAAUUAAAUUGUAGGAUUACUAUCCCCCAACAGUACUGUUUUAAGUUUCCUUGCAGGUUUAGCAACUCUGUUUGAUAUCUGUCACUUCAAACAGCUCAAGACAGUUGAAGUGCUGCUUUCAGUAUUUCAUGCUGUCCUUAAUUUUCCACGGUUUUAGAAGGAUAAAGGCAACACUUCACUGGCCACCAGUGAAAGUUUCAUGUAAUGCUACAUUAACUCGUUCCAUUUCAUUUUCAGCAACUGUAAGAGAUGCAUUUCAGUUUAUCUAAAAUACGUUUUCUAAAAUUUUACUGACCUCAGCAAGACACAGUAUCUGAAUGUAAAACCAUAGAAAGUGGCUAACACUGAACUUAAAAAAAAAAAAAAUAGUAUGCCUAGCCUAUGUCAAUCAAUCUGAGAAAAAAUCCUUUCUAAACAGGUAUGACAUUUGAAUAGGGAAAAAAGAUGGUCUAAACUAUGCCUUUGCAAUAUUAUUGGGGAGGAGUUACUUUAAUACUUGCUAACAACCAGUCGUACAGUAAAUAUUGACACCAACAUCUCCCCACUCUAUACCAUUCCUUACAGUGACUGGGAAUGACACCUUGUUGUCAUUAGCUAAAAAAGGUAACUAUGAAUUUACUAAUAACCAGCACUUUAUAAAUAUGUUUUAGUGGUGAAAAGUUACAUUACAGUUGAUGUUCAACUGGAAAACUGCAUUAAAUUGAAACUAAUCAACAAUAUAUUGAUAUAAUUACAGAUAUUUACCUGUAUUAAGUUUGCAUUGCUGCCUUACUCAUUGAAAUGUGUUCUGUUUGACAGACUUAAAACAACUUGUGUUAUAUAUACACUAAUCUUUUAAGGUCAUAUUUUAAUGUACAAACUCCUGUUUUUGUAGCCAGUGUUAUGUUAGGAAAUUAUACUUUCAUCUGUGUUUCUGAAGCAUUCUAUAGAUGCAAGAAAAGAAAAAAAAUUGUUAACAUAUGACAAGCUAAAUAAAAUUAUUCACAUGA